Lecanosticta acicola is the source of this 1264-nucleotide messenger RNA. Lineage: Eukaryota; Fungi; Ascomycota; Dothideomycetes; Mycosphaerellales; Mycosphaerellaceae. The record is from the annotation of a GenBank genome assembly.
AUGGUCGACAUCCCCAAGAAGCACAAGGCCGUCAUCUACGACGAGCCCGGCAAGGUCUCCACCAAAGUCGUCGAAAUCGACACUCCCGAGCCCGGUCCCGGCGAAGUCCUCGUCAACCUCACCCACUCCGGCGUAUGCCACAGCGAUCUGGGCGUCAUGACCAACCGCUGGGCCGGCUUGCCCUAUCCCACCCAACCCGGUCAAGUCGGCGGCCACGAAGGCAUUGGCAAAGUGGUCAAGAUGGGCCCGGGAACGGAGACGUCCACCGUCAAGGUCGGCGACCGAGUCGGGAUCAAAUGGAUCGCCGCAAUCUGCGAUUCCUGCCCUGCCUGCUUGAGUGGCCACGAUGGCGUCUGCUUCAACCAGAAGGUCUCGGGCUACUACACCCCGGGCACCUUCCAGCAGUACGUCCUCGGACCCGCGAGCUACGUCACCCCGAUCCCGGACUCCCUGCCCAGCGACGCCGCCGCGCCCAUGCUCUGCGCCGGCGUCACGGUCUACAGCGCCCUGCGGAAGUCCGGCGCCAAGGCAGGCGACUGGGUCGCCAUCCUCGGAGCAGGAGGUGGCCUGGGCCAUCUUGCCUGCCAGAUCGCCUCGAAAGGUUUGGGCAUCCGCGUGAUUGGCAUCGACGCCGGGAACAAGAAGGACCUCGCGAUCGAGUGUGGUGCGGAAGUCUUCAUCGACCAUACCCAGGGCAAUGCGGAGGAGGAGGUGAAGCAGGCGACGGGUGGCCUGGGAGCGCAGGCCGUGCUCGUCCUCACCGCGGCGAAUGCUGCCUAUGCGAGGUGAGCCGCCUCGAAACCGCAACAAUGCAUUGCAGGAAUCAUCAUGUGGCAAUACUAACCCUCCCCCGCUCCCUCUAGCUCCAUGACUAUGCUCAGAUUCGGCGGUACAAUGGUCUGCGUCGGGUAAGUUUUCCUUCCCAUUCAUCCUUGAAAGGCACACCCUGGUGCCUGCCUCCUCCACCUACCUAUACCUAUAUCCCAUCCACUAAUCUCAACCGCUCCCUCCCUACAGUCUCCCCGAAGGCGAACUCAAGGCCAUCGCAACCGCGUAUCCGCAGCUGAUGGUCGCCAAGGCGCAGACCAUCCGCGGUGUGGCCGUCGGAGACCGCAGAGAGGCCAUUGAAACGCUCGAGUUCGCCCAGCGUGGCGUCGUCAAGACGCACUUCAAGACGGCCAGGAUGGAGGAUCUCACGAGCAUCUUUGAGCAGAUGGAUCGCGGCGAGCUACAGGGCCGCAUUGUGCUGGAUAUGACGGCUUGA